AUGUCUACUACCACUAUGCAUUUUGGUCCAGAAUGGAUGCGUCCAAAGCAACAAUCAGUAUCACGUACUCAACCACCCCUUCCUCCUUCACCCCCUCCCGCUGCAAUUCCUCAGACUCCAAACGCGUCUAGUUAUUCAGCCCUAGUAUCUCCAGCUCCUCCUAUCCAACCUCAAAAGCAGGAUGAAGCACAUCCCUUCCGAUAUUCCAAGGAGGAAAUGCUCAGAAUUUACAAAGAAUCUAACAAAGGUGGUUUAGGUCUGGAAGUUGAGAGGUGGGAAGGAGUCGUCCGAGAGAUUGGCACCGAUCCUAUUGGAUUACGUGAAAUGGGAGAAAACGAGAAAAAGCUUUUCGCCACUUCCCUUAAUUCCGAUCUGCGUCGCCGGCAAUCCAAUGAUUAUCUCAACCUGAACACUCAAAACCUUGAACGUCCUAGGUUAGUCCACUCAGGUACAGGCUCGAGCACGGGAAGCCCACUUCGGGAGCGAUAUGGUUCCAUGAGCAUGUUGCAGCGAAGAAGGGACAGCACGGAUCAAGCACCAAACAUAACUCCACGCAAGCUUUCCCUUUCUAGUCAAGCACCUCUAGGUUCUCCUCGCGAUAUUGGUCUUCCUUCUCCCCGUAGACUUGGGCACACGCCAAGCUUUGAUGGCGUUUUAAACGGCGGAGAAUCAUGGAUUGCUCGUAGAAGAACUUCGGAAGGUUUGAGCAAAACGGCAGGAAUAACUCGGGAAACUAGUGGUGAUGAGAAUGAAAUUAGAGAGGAAGAGGAAGAGAUUCGUGUUGAGGAAAAGCCUGAUCCUCGAGAUUCGUCGACUUUACCCAAUGAGGCCGAUCAACCGGCCAACGCAAGUGGCAUAGCUUUACAACGGCCGCAAGAUAUCGAAAACAGGUUUUCCCAACUAUCCUUAGACCAGAAAACUCCGGAUCUUCUUAAUUCCCCAAAUCCACCCCCUACUAGUGCACCUCCCCAACCCACAGAUUUGGCCGGUGUGGACUGGUCGUAUCUCGAUCCACAGGGUCAAGUACAAGGUCCUUUCCGUGCUGAUCUUAUGCAAAAAUGGAACGACGCCGGGUAUUUUACCUUCGAUUUGCACAUGAAACGCAACAAUAUUGAUACCGAUUGGAUGACCGUCGCUGAAUUAGCGCGACGCACGGGAGGCGGGAAGAUGUUCCUCUCACCAAUAGCUCCACCUAUGCCUCCUGGAUUGACCAGACAUACGGAAUCUCCAUUCGGCUUGGCUGCUGAACAAAAUUUGUUCAACGAUAGUCCUUUUCAGCCAUCUCCCAUACGUUCCAUUCGAAGUUCUACCCUCGACUCGUACAUCGGAACAGGCUCAAACCCCUCUGAUUCCCCAGCAUCUUCUUUCGGUGGUGGUAGGUUUGGAGAUGGCUCUCCUGAUCCUGUAGCAUUUGGUGGCCGAGUAGGUCAAUAUGGCGCUGGAGACAUAGGCGUAAGUCGUGUCGGAGGCUUUGGGAUGACAGGCGACUCCUCACCCGCCCUUCCUGGUAGAAGGACCACAUUUGUUGAUUCGGUAGAUUUCCGGUCGGCUGGAUAUAACAACAUGUUGCCACCCCGAGGUUCCACAGUUGACAAUGGAUUCGGAAUGAACGGCAGCAGCGGGUUCACUUCACCGUGGGGAUCAGGGAAUUUUGACGGUCUGAGUGGUAAUGGGCGUAGUUCUGCUGACUCGUCGGGUUAUCAGGCAGCGUUUGGAAAUAAUGCUGGACUGGUUUUGAAUGCUUCCUCUCUCGGGAGUAGCUCUUUUUCCGACCUCCCAGCAAAUACUGCUCCAUAUCGGGUCAGCGAUUUCGGUUAUGGGACACCAAGUGUAAAUCAGCAGGACUUGCAUUCGCAAGAUAAGAUGCUCGGUGGAUAUAACCGUUCGCUCGCAGGCGCGCCACUUUAUGGUGACCCUUCGUCGCAGACAAUUCCCGUAUCUGCGGUCCCACAGUACAACGUAAACCCCAAUCAAACUCAGCAACAACAUAUACCAACGUCGAUCCCGGAUUUAUUCGACCAAAAUCAAACAAGACAGUUACCUAACCAAUUCUCUGAUUCCGACUCUAUUGUCUCGGCUUCCCCGUGGGGUGCUGUAGACUCACCUGUAAACAAACGUCCCGGUCCUUUUGACCCUCCUCAUUCAAUCUCCACCAACACCGCCGCUAAUGCGCUUACUCAGAACUCUCCGUGGGAGACUGCUCACCAAACUCAUCAAACCCUAGGGCCAGUGUCGCAGGUAAGCGAACCGCCCCAGAGUAGUCAGACCAGAGAGGAGCAGGAAUUGGUUGGUACCUCUCCAUCCUCCUUCCUGCAACGGGAAGAGGCGAUUGCUCAGGCUGUUGAAACAUCAACCUCUCCUCAGGAUGUCAUUACGAUUCCCCCUUCUCCACCUCUUCCAAAAACUCAACUUUCACCUCAACCACCAACAACAACCGUUGAAGAGGUGCCUUCUCCCGCUCCUGUUCCUUCAGAGCAAAUGCCUUCAAGCUUGAAAGUGAAAAUAAAAUCAACUCUGGGACAGCAAUCUGCUACUGUUUCGCGUUCACCCGUGGAGCCGAUAGCGAUGGCGCCGCCUCAAGCUCAAACUUCACCUCAGCCACAAACAGUUGGUAUGACUUCCAAGGCACCAUGGGCGAAGGACGACGAUGCCAAGAAACUAUCGACCGCUACUAGUUUGCGUCAGAUUCAAGAUGCAGAGGCGAAGAAGGUAGAAGCUCGAAAAGUCGCAGAGAGGGAGAGAGAAAAGGAGAGGGCUACUGCAAUAUCGCGUGGGAAUCCCACGACAUCUGCGACGGGAACCGCUGGAAAUGAAGAUCUUCAAGGGUUCACAACUUCUUGGGGUUUGCCCACUUCUAAAGCUGGGAGAGGUGGUAGUGGCUCUAGCAUCGCCUCUCCUUCGAAAGAGACGAUAUCUACUCCGUCUCCAGCACCGGCUGUAUGGACGGGUGCGGCAAAGGCGACUCCGGCCAAGAAGAGUAUGAAGGAAAUCCAGGAAGAAGAGGAAAGGAGGAAGAAAGUUUCUGCUGCGAAGGAGAUUGGCGGCGGUAGCGGUGUCUCUGUAGGGGGUGGCGGCCCGAGACGAGGUUACGCUGAUAGCACAUCCAAGUCAACACCAACAAUUGUUCAAGGAAACGCUUGGACGACGGUUGGGCCCAGUGGGAAAACCUUUGGUCCAGCUCCGCGUCCUGUUCCACCACCAUCAGCAGCUAGUUCAUCUUCUGUACCCCGUAUAAAUGGGGCCUCUACUACUAUUGCUACUGCUACUACGAGACCUGCACCUCCUGCUAAUAGUAAGCCGUUAGCAUCUGCGGCGAGCAAAGUCGAGGACUUCCCGUUACCUCCUUCCAAUGAUUUCAUGAGGUGGCUGGGUGAUAACAUGAAAGGACUUAAUAGUUCCGUCAAUGUCGAGGAAAUCAUGAGCAUGUUGCUCUCCUUUCCUUUAGAUCCAGAUCCUUCGACUACCGAAAUCAUUUCGGAUUUGAUUUAUGCUAAUAGUACGACACUGGAUGGACGUAGGUUUGCUGCUGAUUUCGUUGGUAAGAGAAAGGCAGAUGCCAUGACCAGGUCCAAGGGGACAGGAGGCGCUGGGGCGAAGCCUAUUUCUAUCGCGGAUGUGGUGAAGGCCCAGCCGAAACAGCAGACUUCGGAAUGGGGAGGGUUCAAGGUGGUGAAUAAGAAGAAGAAAGGUGGGAGGUCGUAA
Marasmius oreades (fairy-ring Marasmius) is the source of this 3702-nucleotide messenger RNA. RefSeq lists its product as uncharacterized. The record is from RefSeq and is a predicted model, not a curated record. Lineage: Eukaryota; Fungi; Basidiomycota; Agaricomycetes; Agaricales; Marasmiaceae. The coding region runs from base 1 to 3702 and encodes 1233 amino acids. The transcript is spliced from 6 exons. Gene Ontology annotation, molecular function: protein binding.